CAACCCAAACCUGCUGUUUUAAGAUAUUGCUUGGAUUCAAAGCUGUUUAUACUUGCUUUCUCGUGUUUUUUGUGCUUUUAUUCAUCAUCUUUUUACAAGUUUAUAAAAAUGAUAACUUGUGUGUCAUUAUGAGUUUUAUAUUCACAUUCAUCAACAUUUAAACUACCCGAAAUCAAUAAUUUAAAAGUAGUAUAUCCUGAAAAUAAUUAUACAUUGGUUUGGGUUUGUUUUGAAACUUGAUCAUCUGUUUAUCUUUUAAACCAUAUUUUUUUCUCUUGUGACUAAAUGUUCAAUCAUAAUAUUUAUCUUGAUCUUAAUCGUUGAAGCCUAAGGAAUCUUCGUAAAUUUUUCAUAGUCAUUAUCAAGUUUCAAUCUUAUCUAAAGCAGCAAUAGAUAUAGAAUGGAUAAUCCAAUUAUGGUUGGACCUACGGAUAGUUACCCUCUUCCAUGUGAAAGAAUCUUACCUGACUGGCCUUGUGUAACUGAAAGAUAUUUUGAGCCUAGGUUUUAUGCGCCAAAAUUAACCAAAAGAGUUCCUAUUGAAUGCCACAUUGGCCAUCAAUGUGUACUUUUUCAUAGCAAUAGGAUUGGAGUGGUUACUCUGGCUCAUAACCAUCCUUUGCUGACUAAUGACAGUCCAGUAGAGAAACUUGAUUUUCAAGUAAAAGACAACACAAACCGACUUGAUAACAAAGUUUCGGGUAAAUGGAAAAAAGGUGGACAAAGAGUUGACCAGAAUUCUCAAUUGUGUAUCGCUACAUGCAAAGAUGGAACUUCUUAUGCAAUUUUCGCCUGCAUGAGAGGCACUCUGAUCGAAAUCAAUGAGAAACUUUUCACUGACCCAAACAUUUUACGACAAAAACCAUGGUCAGAGGGUUACAUCGCUAUUAUAUUUCCUUUGGUGAAAAGUUUCAAGACCGAAAAAGAAAGCUUAAUGUCGUGGACUGAUUACAAAAAAUUUCUGGAUGAAUCAGAACCAAAAAAUAACGAAAUAACUGAAAGUGAUUCAUAAUUUCACUAUAAUUAUUUAUGGCCUCUUUGGUUAUGGAACCAAUUAUUAACUAUUCAUGGUCAUCAAAUUACAUUUCUGGACAAUUUUGUAUUUAAAACUUUUGAUAUGUGCGCAAAUUCGGAGGAACUCAUUUCCUAAUAUGGAAAUAGCUUUCAGUGUUUUGCUUGUCUUGUAGAUUCAUGUCUUGUGAAUUUUUAAACUCGGUUAUUUUGCU
This is a messenger RNA of Tetranychus urticae (two-spotted spider mite), 1226 nucleotides long. Its product is annotated as protein Abitram. The record is from RefSeq and is a predicted model, not a curated record. Gene Ontology annotation, cellular component: nucleus. NCBI's taxonomy places the organism in Eukaryota, Metazoa, Arthropoda, Arachnida, Trombidiformes, Tetranychidae.